This is a messenger RNA of Sporothrix brasiliensis 5110, 1593 nucleotides long. RefSeq names its product ring finger domain protein. The transcript has a single exon. Gene Ontology annotation, molecular function: ubiquitin protein ligase activity. NCBI's taxonomy places the organism in Eukaryota, Fungi, Ascomycota, Sordariomycetes, Ophiostomatales, Ophiostomataceae. Gene Ontology annotation, biological process: ubiquitin-dependent protein catabolic process. Gene Ontology annotation, cellular component: cytoplasm. The coding region runs from base 1 to 1593 and encodes 530 amino acids. The record is from RefSeq and is a predicted model, not a curated record.
AUGCCGAUUAUCGACCAAGUGCUCGAGGGCGCUGCCCUACUAGCCAGACAGGCCUCGUCGACUGUCGCCACGGCCGUCACAUCUGCCGCGACUGGCACAACGGGAGCCAUUGCGUCCGCUCCCACGAACACUGCAUCUCUUCCCGGAGCCUCGGGUGCCCCGGCGACUACCACAAAUCCUGCACCUGCCGGCACGAGUGGUCCUCCCCCGAGCGCCACGACCACGAGCGGUGGUGGUGGUGGCGGCGGAGGCGGCGGCAGCUCGCCCCUGCUGUUUUUCGUGGCCCUGGGAUUUGGUGUCGUGUUCACCAACCUGUGGAUUAUCGUUGGUGUCAAGUACUGCUUCCGCUAUAAUGCCCGCGCUCGCCAGCUGCGCCUGGCCGCCGAAGACGGCGAGCCAAUAAACCUCGAGAAUAUACCACAUCCCCGCCGCCGCCGCAGAGAAAAGAAGCUCAUGACCAUCGACGAGGUCAACGAAAAGUUCCCCAUGUUGAAGUACAAGACGUGGGUCGCUACGCGUGCCGAGGAGGGUCUGCCAACGACUGGUGGUAUCGACGCCCCCAGCCGGGCCAACAGCGUACGGUCCGCCGAGGGUGUGAUUGCUUCUGUGGACGAGACCGAACGCCGGAAACGACGCGCCUCCACGGACGAGCCUGAGGACUCCAAUGACAAGGAACGUCCCCCCACCUCGAUUGCGGAAGCCGGCACCUCGGUGCACGAUUCGACGACGGCUGACGGUGCCGCUGCCGCUGCCGCUUCUGCUACGACGGAUGCUGCACCCGGUGCACCGAGCACGUCGACCGCCCCGAAAUCUACCACGAUGGAUAUUACUCGCGCCUCGCUCGCGUCGGCUGACGGCGACGUCGGACUGGGCGUCUACAACAAGGAUUCCCUGCCAGAGCACUACAACCACUCGGAUGACGAAGACGACGAGCAUAUCGACUCCGCCCUUCCGCCUGAGUGUGUGGGCACCUCGGGCGAUACGUGUGCUAUCUGCAUCGACACGCUCGAGGACGACGACGACGUGCGCGGUCUGACCUGUGGCCACGCCUUCCACGCUGUCUGUCUCGAUCCCUGGCUGACAAGCCGCCGCGCUUGCUGCCCGCUCUGCAAGGCCGACUACUACACGCCAAAGCCCCGCGCCCCGCCUGCUGAGGGUGCCGAUGCCGCCAAUGCCCAGGGCGCUGCUGCUGCCGCCGCCGUUACUGCUGACCGGAAUCGUGCCAACAUGCAAGCCCGGCCCGGCACCUCGUGGCGGUCGGCCAUUCUACCUUCCCGGUUCAUGCCGGGCUCCCGCAACGCCAACGCGCAAGACGCCGAGCGUGUUCCCCCCCAACGCGAGACGAACGAGCCGAACACGAAUGCCAGCGCCAACGCCAACGCAGUGCCUGCUGCCGCUGCAUCCGAGGUUCAACCUCUGCCGGAACAGCCUGCUCCGACGCAUGGUGGUUGGCUACGUUCCUUCCGCCGGCGGAACGGCGAGUCCAGCCAGGAGCAAGUGCCUGCUGCUGCAGCUGGCAAUGCCGCUGAGCCCGCGGCCCCUGCUGCGGAAGUGACGCCCUCACAGCUGGAGGCUGGUGUGCGUGCCCAGUAG